AUGUCUGCGACUCAUCUAGAGGUCGUCAACGAUUAUUCAACGGAAGGUUUUCUAGCUGCAUACAGAUUUGCCUCAAGAAGAGGAGUAGCUCACACUCUCUAUUCGGAUUGCGGAACCAACUUCAUAGGAGCAGACGCGGCUCUUAAGAAACUUUUCAUCGACAGCUCUGCAGAAUACAAGGUCAUCAUUUCAUCUAUCUCAACAAGCGGCACCAAUUGGAAGUUCAACGCUCCAGCAUCGCCACAUAUGGGUGGCAAGUGGGAAGCUGUUGUGAAAUCUAUCAAAUUCCAUCUUCGACGAACAAUUGGAGACACUCUGCUCACCUAUGCAGAGUUCUCAACAUUUCUCACUCAAAUAGAAGCGGUUCUCAACUCUCGACCGCUCGAAUCGCUCAGUGACUCUGAAAACAUCUCUGCUCUAAUUCCAGACUAUCUAGAUGGCAAUUCAUUCAAUAACAGAUCCAACAAUUCUGGUCUCAAUGGUCAGCACUAUCUGCAGUGGCAACAAUCCAUCUCUAAGUGGCAUCACCUAUUCAACAUCAUCAAGAUUGGGUCUUUACUCACUGAUGAGAGACUAUCACCAAGCAAGUGGCUUCUAGCAAGGGUUCUAGAGUUGCACCCAGGAAAGGAUGGACUCAUCAGGAUUGUCACGCUCAAGACAGCCAUCACAACACUCACUCGACCCAUGGCCAAGCUCGCACCUCUGCCAGCUCAUUCUGAAGAUCAUCAUCAGCAUAAACUUGCUGAUGGCGGGCGGAAUGUUCGAGAAUGA
This is a messenger RNA of Pogonomyrmex barbatus (red harvester ant), 771 nucleotides long. RefSeq lists its product as uncharacterized. The record is from RefSeq and is a predicted model, not a curated record. Gene Ontology annotation, molecular function: nucleic acid binding. NCBI's taxonomy places the organism in Eukaryota, Metazoa, Arthropoda, Insecta, Hymenoptera, Formicidae.